CUCCAACAACACACUCCGGAGGACAGAAGUUUCCUGCAAAAGUCAGUGGUUGUUUUACAUGAUGGAAGGUGAUUCACCUUCAAUAACACGUAGCGAUGAAUAUCGACUGCUUGAAACAUACUGCCAGAAGAGAAAGCCACAACGGGUCUUUAUGUGCAGCCUGGAGGCACAAACAGGUGGUGAGAAAUAUGGAAAUGUGGCUGAAAAACUGACCCGGAUUGUAGACAGCAGACUUCUUAUUGACGAUGGAUUAGAGACAGAUUCUGUAAACACAGAUGUUAUAGAGCAGCUUGUUGACUUGCUGAAGAAAUCAGGGGAUGACUUAAAUGAGAAGAUUGAGAAGAACCAUGAGCUUUUGGGAUACCUGCAGUGUACUUUCUCUUACGACUUUUUUGAAAAACUGAUCUCAGCCUUCAUCAAAAGUGUGGUACCAGAAUUUCCUCAGAGCAGAAACAAACAUGAGCAGAUCGCCCUGACCUUUGAGGUCACCAGCAGACUCAGAGCCCUGGACCUUCACCCCAUGAACAGGGUCAUGGGAUUCGGAGCUCAGUACCUGCAAAAGAACUUCACUCCCUGGGUUAAACAGCACGGUGGUUGGGAGAAAGCCUUUGAUGACAACGACGAGGUCCAUUGACAAGAUUGACUGUGAAAUGGAUGGUUAUUAGUGAUCUAUGAGUUAUAUGAUAAAAUAUGA
Messenger RNA from Rhinichthys klamathensis goyatoka, 694 nucleotides. RefSeq names its product apoptosis facilitator Bcl-2-like protein 14. Bases 59 to 634 code for a protein of 191 amino acids. Gene Ontology annotation, biological process: regulation of apoptotic process. The record is from RefSeq and is a predicted model, not a curated record. The transcript has 6 exons. Lineage: Eukaryota; Metazoa; Chordata; Actinopteri; Cypriniformes; Leuciscidae.